AUGAAAUACCCCAGAAUGGAAGAAGAGGCCUCAUACCGCCUUCUCUUCACCACCAGUAAGGAGAUUCGUGUUGUGUCCGUCACAGGAGGCCAUAGACCUCGACCACAGCAAGAUGUCGGCAAGCUGGUGCAGGACAUGGAGGGGUGCGCGGCGGUGGACUACCUGUACGACGCGGGGCUGGUGUGCUGGACGGACCUGACGCUGGAGCGCAUCCAGUGCGUGCCGUACAACGGGUCGGCGCACCCGGCGCCCGUGGCGGGCGCGGGCGGCGGCCACGGGGCGAGCGCCGUGCAGCGCAUCGUCACCUCGGAGCUCAUCUCGCCCGACGGCCUCGCCGCCGACUGGUACACGCGCAAGCUCUACUGGACGGACGGCGAGAUGAACCGCGUGGAGGUGGUGGCGCUGGACACGCGCCACCGCAAGGUGCUCUUCUGGGAGGACAUCGACCAGCCGCGCGCCAUAGCCCUGGCGCCCAUGCGCGGGUUGAUGUUCUGGACGGACUGGGGCGAGGUGCCGAAGAUCGAGCGCGCGGGCAUGAACGGAGACCCGCUGACGCGGCGCCCCAUCGUCACCGACAACAUCUUCUGGCCCAACGGGCUCACCGUGGACCACAACGCCGAGCGGCUGGACAUCAUGCAGCUGGAGAACGGCGCCCGCGAGCCGCGCCAGCUGCUGCACUCUGACCAGACGCCGCUGUACGUGCAGGCGUGGGACCGCAGCCGCCAGCCGCCCGGCCGCUCGCCCUGCCAGCGCGACAACGGCGGCUGCUCGCACCUCUGCUUGCUGGCGCCCGACCCGCCCGGCUACUCGUGUGCCUGCCCCACGGGCGUGCGCCUCAUCGACAAGCGCACCUGCGCCGACGGUCCGCGCGACGUGCUGCUGGUGGUGCAGCGCAACGACAUCUCCAAGCUGUCGCUGGACACGCCCGACUUCACCAUCUCGGCGCUGCCGCUGCACGACGUGAAGCACGCCAUCGCCAUCGACUUCGACCCGGUGGACGAGCUGCUGUACUGGACGGACGACGAGGCGCACGCGCUGCGGCGGGCGCGGCUGGACGGCUCGGCGCAGGAGGACGUGGUGACGGCCGAGCUGGGCCACCCGGACGGCAUCGCCGUCGAUUGGGUGGCGCGCAACCUCUACUGGACCGACACCGGCAUGGACCGCAUCGAGGUGGCGCGCCUCGACGGCAAGUACCGCAAGGUUUUGAUAAGUGAGGAUUUGAAUGAACCUCGUGCAAUUGCUGUGGCUCCUACCGAGGGAUGGUUGUUCUGGUCAGACUGGGAAACUGGACGGGCUCGAAUAGAGCGUGCAGCAUUGGAUGGCACUACUCGACGUGUUCUUGUCAAUGAGAAACUGGGUUGGCCAAAUGGCAUUGUGUUAGAUAUUGAGCAUCGCCACCUUUACUGGUGUGAUGCAAUGACAGACAAAUUGGAGGUUGUUACGCUGGAUGGUAAUGAGCGUCGUGAAGUGUUGAAUGAUGGACUCCCCCAUAUGUUUGGUCUCAGUCUUCUAGGAGAUUAUCUGUAUUGGACUGAUUGGCAGAAGAGAACAAUAGAGCGUGUUCACAAAUUAACAGGGGGAAAUCGUACCCUAAUUGUUGAACAGCUUCCAAAUGUAAUGGGACUGAAAGUGAUGCGUCUAGGUGAAGCUCCAGGAAAUAAUAGCUGUUAUGAAUUGACAGCAGAUGAAAAAACAUGUGUCAUUCCAGAAGCUUUUCUCCUGUAUGCUCGGCGUGAAAAUAUUGGCCGAAUUAGUAUUGAAAAUAGCAAAAAUGAUGCAACAAUCCCUGUAUCAGGGGUGAAGGAUGCAAGUGCCUUAGAUUUUGACAUUAAUGACAACCGGAUCUACUGGACCGAUGUUCGUCUCAAAGUCAUUAUGAGAGCUUUUAUGAAUGGUUCUGACGUGCGUAAAAUUAUUGAACUAGGACUUGAUACUCCCGAAGGAAUGGCUGUGGAUUGGGUUGCUCAUAAUAUCUAUUGGACUGAUACUGGUAGCAUGCGAAUAGAAGUUGCCCGUACUAAUGGUAGCGCCCGAAAAGUACUUUUGUGGAAAGGUUUAGAUGAGCCCCGAAGUAUUGUAUUAGAUCCGCGAGAGGGGUACAUGUAUUGGAGUGAUUGGGGUAAUCAAGGGCGUAUUGAAAGAGCUGCUUUGGAUGGAUCUCAGCGUAGUGAGCUCUUUCUGAAGACAGGUCGAGCAAGAGGCCUAACUAUUGAUUAUGCGACUCGACAGCUGUACUGGACAGAUAGUUAUCCUGCUGCCCUAUACAUGGCCAGCUUGGAUGGUCGCAACCGACGGGAGCUAGUGACUCAGGGUUUGGAAUGGCCUUAUGGCUUGACACAAUACCAGAAUUUUAUCUACUGGUCAGAUUUCAAAUCUGGCAAUAUUGAAUGUGUCGACAAAAUGACAGGACUGAACCGAACACGCAUUCAUGAAAAUCUCAACAGUACCACAGAUUUGCUAGUGUUCCACUCAUCCCGACAGGCUGGAUGGAACCAGUGUUUUCAGAAUGGUGGCUGUUCCCAUUUGUGUUUAGCUCUUCCUGCUGGAGAAACUCCUAUUCCUGGAAUUGGUGGUCCUCAUGGCACUAACAGUCAUGGUCUCCCUCAACCUACACGGCAGUCGACUACUUACCGGUGUGGUUGCCCUACUCACUAUACGUUAGCUGCUGAUAAUCAAACAUGCAAAGCUCCUGAAUCAUUCCUUGUAUAUAGUCAACGGAAUCUUUUAACUAGACUGCUUCCUGACACUGAUGAUUGUCCAACUGCUGUACUUCCAAUACACAAUUUGAAAAAUGUGCGAGCUAUUGAAUUUGAUCCUGUUUCACAGUUUUUCUAUUGGGUUGAUGGAAAGUCACAGUCAAUACGACGUGUAUAUGAUAAUGGGUCUCAUGCUAGUGUUUUGGUUCCUGCUGGCUCUCGUCAUCAUCCUUAUGACCUGGCAGUGGAUCCGUACCGUCGAUUAUUGUUUUGGUCUUGUGCAUCUGCAGAUGCCAUCAAUGUGUCUCGCCUUGAUAAUGGGACUGAAGUGGGAGUGGUUGUCAAAGGCACUGAUGAAAAGCCUCGUAGUAUUGCUCUUCAUCCUGAGAAAGGUUUCCUCUUCUGGGUGGAUGUGGGCCAACGUCGUGUGGUGCGUUCACAAUUGAAUGGGCAGAAGAGAGAGAUUAUUUCUCAGGAAGAGACUGACCAGUUAUCCGCUCUUGCUGUGGACCGAAGGGAAAACAGAGUCUUCUGGGUAUCACUUCAUCAAAUUAAAAGUGCUGACCUAGAUGGCCGCAAAAGUGCUAUUAUUCUGGAUCUGGAUCGCGAUGCUUCAGCCAAACAGUUGGCUGUCCUAGGACAGUGGCUGUAUUGGGCUGAUGCAGAAAGACAGCAAGUUGUUCGUGCCCGUAAAAGUGAUGGACAAAAACAGUCAGAAGUUCGUGGUCGUUUAGUGAACCUCUCUGAUCUGGUAGCCGUUCAAGUACCUGAUCCAGAGAUGCUGGAAGGGCAUCCUUGUUCAUGGCAGCGUGAUCAUGGUGGCUGCUCACAUUUGUGCCUUGUGAGUCCCGAGGGAGCUGCUGAAUGUGGUUGCCCUGUAGGCUUGGUGUUUGGACGUGAUGGCAAUGAAAAAAAUUGUGUAAAGCCUCCCAAUUGUGGAGAUAAUAUGUUUAUGUGUGCUGGUAUCGGCAAGGAUUGCAUUCCAAUGGAAUGGCGGUGUGAUGGGUUUGAUGAUUGUCCAGAUAGUUCAGACGAGAUAGAAUGCCCUGCAUGUGGACCUGAUAAAUUCUUGUGCCGAUCUGGAGGAUGCAUUGCUCGUGAAAAUGAAUGUGAUGGGAUAGAUCAUUGCACCGACCGGUCAGAUGAAUUGCACUGUUGUGCAAAGCCUGACAUGUUUCGUUGUGCUACAGAACAUUGUGUACGACCUGAGCUUCGAUGUGACAACUAUGUAAAUUGCCGAGAUGGUUCAGAUGAGACUGCUCCGGACUGCCCUGCUCAACCAGAAAGCAGUAAGAGUACCUACUUGGUGGUGAUAGUUGUGGCAUCAGCAGCAUUGGUGUCUUUGGUUGGUCUGGCUUACUAUUGCCAUCGUCGUCUUCUUGGGGCCUCAGCAUCCACAUUGGAUGAUGAUUUGGGUGAUUCGGCUGGAGAUCCACUUGCUCCAAAGGCUUGUCGUGCUGUUGGCAAACCAAUCUGCCAGGUUACUGCAUUGCAAAAGAACGGUCAUAGAGGUAUAGGAAUGGCAGCUAAAUCACUGCCGAAGGUUGUGGGAAUCGGAAAUGGGGGCACAGGUGGCUGCGGUGUUGAUGGUGUUCGCAUGUCGAUUCUUAAUGGAGGCAGCACUACCACUACAUCUAACAGUUAUGACCGGAGCCAUAUCACCGGAGCUUCUAGUUCAACCACAGAGGGUGGUGGUGGGGUUGCUCCACUCCUCGUCUCAUCCUCCUCUGUGCUGGGUUAUCCCUGUGAGACUCUAAACCCUCCACCCAGUCCAGCCACGACAGCUGAUUCUGCUCGGCGUCAUCAUCGUCAUCACAUGGCUUGUGAUGAUGACUACUGGUGCUCUUCCUCUGGUGCAUCCCGUUUCCGUCCAUAUCGUCAUUAUCGUGCUAUUAACCAACCCCCACCUCCUACGCCAUGCAGUACUGAUGUGUGUGAUGAGUCUGAUUCUAAUUACCCCCCAGGUCGUCGAUAUUGUGGUCCUCCAUGUUCAGAGUAUGAUUCUGAUCCAUUUCCACCUCCUCCCACUCCACGCUCCCAUUAUUUGAGUGACUGUGGAGCAGGGGGUCUCACAACUUCAUGUCCACCAUCUCCCUCUUCAACAGCAGGUCGAUCUUCUACAUAUUUUAAUCCUCUUCCUCCUCCCCCAUCUCCUGCUCCCUCACCCAUCGGUCGCUGUGACUGCUGAUACAUCUGGAUGAACAUGUUCCUGAAGGAAAGGCACAGUUGUCCUGUGAACUAGUUUGAUCACUCUGAAUGGUUAUUGAAAAUGGCCUAAUGGAAAUGCUGGGAGAAGAAGUCUCAUUCACACUACAUAUUUCAUAUUUUUAUUACAAGAAAUGCUUGCUGCUUCCUAGUAUUUGUUUUUAAAGAAAUGAAAGAAAUAAGUGUGAAAUUAUUUCUUACAACUUCAGAGGAAUUCUUUAUAAGUGGUCAGUAAAAAAUAACUCUGCUUGUUGUAGCCUCAGUAAUAGUAAAGGAACUAAGUGAGCAAGAAUUCAACCAUCAUUUACUCAUAAUGGAUACGAAGAGUUUUUAAGUGACUGACAGGUGAUCAACCACUAUCUGUGAUACAUUCUCAUAAAUCUGUAUACAAGUGAUAUAUGUAUAUAUGUAAGUAGUCUUAAUUUAGAAAGAUAUUUGAUGUGCAUGCUUUUGAGUAGAUUAUUUUAUAAGUUAUUUCAUUAUUGAAAAAUUAUGUAUUCAUGCAUCUGUUGAAAAGGUUCAUGAGUAACACUGCCAUAUGUUUAAUAAAAAAAAUUUAAUUUGAUGUGCAUGAUUUGAAAAACCAAGAAGCAAUAGUUUGAAAGGAUUAUUUAUAGCUUGUGCCUUAUGAGAGAAUCGGUGAAUUUCAGAUUAUGACUUCAUGGUGUUUCAUUCCUUGCUUUUAUUUGGUUACUCUGCUUGAUAUUAUUUUGUACAUUUCACUUCAAGUAUUUUAUAUUAUUUUGAUUUGCUACUAGAAAGAAAUGAGUGACUGAAACUCAGAAAUGUACUUAAAUUAGUUCUUUGUCUAAGGAUGUAUUUAAUUAUCAUGUAACAUUGUCUUUCAUAACACAACAUUGAAUUUAGAUGUUCUGUGGAAUGUUGCUUUUGUUAUUGUUGGCUGAUAUCCAUUUAAUAAUUAUCAAAGAAUUAUGGAAAAAAAAAUUUUUUUGUUGCUAAACUCGUUAGUUACAUCUCAUUUAGUACAUGAAGUCUGAAUUCAAUGUUGUUUUUUUACUGUAUAUUAAUAAAUAUGUAUGCUAUUUAGCAUUGUAAGACGGGUAGACCUUUUGUGUAUAAUAUUUUAUAUUUUAAAUCCCUAAUAAUUCAAUGCAAUGUAAAGCAGCGUGAACAAAUUGAGAUAAAGAAACAAGAAGUAUUGAGUUGCAACCAAAAUUUGUAAAUGUAAAUUGAACAAAUCUUUCUAAAUGAAAAUUAUUACAUUACUUGACAAUUAUAUGUUAUAUUCCGUAACAAUUUUGAAACUCUUGUUUCUUUUCCUUACUCCUUUUUAACUGAAAAAAGGUAAACUAAUUUACUGUAGCUACCUGGCUUGGAUAUUGUUUAUUAUUACCUAGUUUAUUGAAAAGUGUGCCCUUAAGAGUUAAUAUUUUUAUCAUUAGCUCUUUCAGAUUGUUUACUUGAAGAAUUUACUGAAAUUUUGAUGAUUCUUGUUGAUCAUGAAUUGAAUUUUCUCAAUAUUGAAUCUGGACAAAAUUCAUAUAUUUUUUAUCUCAGUGUCUUAUCUCAUUUUUCUUUAAUUUGGCUGAUUCAGUGUUUGCAUUAUUGGAAGUUACAUUUUUUUCUUAAUUUGUGUUUGCAAUAAGAAAGGAAACUUUUUAAUUUAGUUUAUUGACAAAUUUCUUCAUAAGUCUUCAGUUGAAAAAAAAUCUUGGUUUUCCAUAACUUUCCAUCUGACUCAAACUAUUGACUGUAUUAAGAAGAAUUAUUCUGACAUUAUAAAAAUUUGAAAUUUUGACAAUUGUCUCUUUUUCCUGAAAACAGUCUCCCCCUGGCAACAGUCUCAUUUCUGCAUUUUCAUAAUAAUUUCUUUUUGAUAUAUUUUAUAAAAUUAAAUAUUUUCAUUAUUCUUAUUAAGUAAGAUGAAAGACAUAAUAAACUUAAAGUAAAAUGUUUAAUGCUCAGAUUUUCUAUUUACUGUCCAUAUUAUUAUGGUAGUGUCCCUAAUAUCCAUUUGAAAAUGCAAUAACAUAAAAAUAAUAUUAUUUAAAUUACAUUUUCAAAUUGGUAAAGUCUUUAUGUGCAAAAAAUUGUGACUUCUGUUAAUGUUAACCUCCCAAUUAUCUAGUUACAAGUACGCUUCUUGGGGAUUUUGUAUCAAGUUAGUUUCCAGAAAAUUCAGUUUUUAAAGUAAUUAACUGUAUUAUCACAAGUUUUAAAAAAAAAUUGAAUUUGUAGUAUUUUAAGAACUAUUUCAGUUUUUAAAAUGCAUUUAUUGUUUUGAUUUUAUAUGUGAACUCAUGAAUUUACUCUUGUUUCUUGAAUCUAUUUAUCUUGACUGCUUGUAAAAAAUGUUGCUGAAAAAUUUAAUAUUUAAAAUUUUAAGACUGUUGAGUACAAUAUUUUUUGAAGUUUUCACUGAGGAUACUUCAGUUACAAGGAUUAUCUAGUAUCACUAUCUUAGCUCAUAUCGACCAUUCAAUGUGAUUAGAGCUUCUUGUGUUAUUUAGAGAACCAAAUUCAAAUUUUAUUUUUGUGCUGUUGUGUGCUGUACUAAUUAAUGUAUGAUUAAUAUUUAUUUAGCUUUCUUGUGCAAAAUGCUUGUCAUUAUUAUUUAUAUUACAGCGUGAAAUGUAAAGCAUUAAUUCCUUACAUUUUGCUCAAUUUAUCAUUAAGUACAAACUAUAACAUUAUUAUCUCAAAGGAAAAUUGGAUAUUUGUACCUACUCUGUUCAAAAGCAAAGAGACGCUGGAAUAUUUUAUUUGGUGAUAGGAUGUAGAUUCGAACAUUAUCUUGUAACUGUAUAUACCCUCAGUGUGCAACUUCUUCAAGGUAACUAAUAUAUUUCAAUAUAUAAAAAUUAAUUAAUAAGAAUGGCAGGAGAUUGGGGAGAUAUGAUAGAGAAAAUAAGUGACUUGCAGUCCCUAUUGAGUUGCUCUCUUAAUUCCUGACUGCACGAGAGAUUUUACAGUGAAUUUUUUCUGAAGGUCUCACAUUGCAAAGAGUUCAUCAAUAGAUGACAUUAAUUUUCCUUGUGAAUGAAAUGUAAAUAAGUUACAUAACUGUACAUCAUAUUUAAUUGGCUGAGAUGUUGGUGGCAGCUGCAGAAAUGAAUUAUUAGAAUGCUUUCGGUGAAAAUAAGUGAAGACCUAAAUUUUAACAAUCAAGUGCCUUUACUCGAACUAUUAUUGUGAAGACUAUUAUCUGGAAAUGCUUUGCUCAUACUAAACUUGAAAACCAGUAAAAUAUGGAAAACUUUAUAUGUAUUGCCAACAUAGUGCAUUAAAGGCAUUUCCUUUGCCUCAUAUCUGCAAAGCAAUUAGUGGUUGAAAAGACUUCAUUAAAUAGUAACUCCCUUUUGUGUUUGUUUUAUUUACAUCAAUUAUUUGAAAGAAAAUAUAGUUAAUGUUACUCGCACAUAAUGUUUUUUUUUUCUUCAAUUAUUCGGUGAAGUUUGGUAAUGACAUUACAAGUGAAAUUAAUACAUAUCUGUAGAUAAAAACAUACUCUUUAGUUUUUCAUAAUUUUAAAUUUUUGAAAAAAAUUACAUUUGCAUUCUGUAAAAUGUGCUCAAGUUGAUAUUAAUUUAUUUUCAUCUAUUGUAAAUGCUUUUUCUAAAACAUUCAUUGAUAAACAAUAAAAUUAUUACAGGUACUGUGAAGUCUAGUUAAAUGAUGGCAUGCAAAAUUUUGUAAUGAAAUGUAAAUGUGUAUAUAUAAUGACUGUGAAGGAACAUUCUGGCUACAAAGUGUUGUUUAACGUCAAUUUUUUUUAAGUCCCCCAUAACCUGAUUUGUAUUUCUAAUGUAAGAUCAUGAAGAUGAUCUAUGAUCAUGUAGAAGAUAAGAAUGAAAACUGAAUACUAUUUUCUCUUUGCUGACAUUCAAGACCUGCAGUUGUAAUGGCAAUGAUUUCUGACAAAUUAUUAUUUGAUUGUGCUGCUGUUCUUGAAAUAAUUGUAUAUUUGUGCUGUUGAUGCUGUAAGCUUACAGUCACAUUGUUAUUUCCUCAAUUGUUCAUAUUUCUUAAUCAUCAUGUAAAUUUUUUCUUAUAUACAUGACACAUUAAACCUCAUGUUGUUAAUACCUUGAUUUAUUUAUUGGAUUGUCCCGAAGUCCCAAACAAAAUAAAAGUAGGAAAUGUUUGCGUUAGCCGUGUUUUGUUCAUAAAAACAGAAUUUGUUUUGUUCAUAAGUGAGUUUGUAAAUGUUUUAAGAAAGAAUACAUUCUGUGAAUUUGUAGAUCUUUGUGUAAUUGUGAAUUGUGCAAAACUGAGAAGCAUUCAUAAUUUUUCUAAGUUUCCUUAUUUUGUAAAUUUCGAGACUUUUGAUAUUUGGUAAUAGAUCAAAUGGAGAUCAGAAAUGAAGGUUGGGUAAAUAAUGGUUACAUAUAAUCGCAAGGGAUUUGGUAUUUUUAGUGUAAAAUUUCUGUUUAGUAAGAGGUAAAGACGCA
Messenger RNA from Gryllus bimaculatus (two-spotted cricket), 9313 nucleotides. NCBI's taxonomy places the organism in Eukaryota, Metazoa, Arthropoda, Insecta, Orthoptera, Gryllidae. The record is from the annotation of a GenBank genome assembly.